Molecule: messenger RNA, 2713 nt
Organism: Phascolarctos cinereus (koala)
Lineage: Eukaryota; Metazoa; Chordata; Mammalia; Diprotodontia; Phascolarctidae
Source: RefSeq, a predicted model, not a curated record
CCCAGAAAGCCCCUUCCCACAAGGGGCCCAAGCCUUGGGUGUGCCACCACAAGGAUGUGAGACCUCCACUUUUCUCUUUUUCAGGGCACGGUAACUGGCCCCCGCCCUUCCUUCUCCUGCCCCCCCCAACCUUGUCUGUCCCCAAGCCAGGUGGCUGAGGUUUCAAGGGCCCAGCCCCUUCCCUCCGGAGAGCACACGAAUGCGGGGAGAGAAGGCGCCCUUGGAUUUGGAUUUUAAAGGAGAAUACCGCAGACCUGCAAGGACUGAGCUGAACAGAUACAUCAGGCUACGGAGACGAAAGUGCCAAGGCCAGAGAAGCGCCGCGGGCCACCCACCCAUACCCGCCACUGGCAGCCACGGCUGCCAGCCCCAGGGGCGCUGCAAGGGCCAAACGCAGGCAGACCCCCACAUCUCGUGGGGUCCGGCGCUACAGAUCCCCGACGGAGACCGGGACUCCGGGUGCGUGGAUGAGUGUUUUGGGGCUGCGAGGUCUCCGGCGCAAGGUCUACAGCCCCUUCUCGGACCCGCGCUGCCCCGCCCCGCUUCCUCCAGCUCCGCGGCGCGGGGUGUCUGUAAUGUCCUGUCUCAUCUUCACUCCCAUAAAAGGAGAUGCCAUCAGUCAUGCCCACCUCCUGCUGGGACUGCAGCAGCCAGGCCAACCUGCUCUCUGGAAGAUGGGAGACCUCCCCAAUCUUCCUCAGCUGGAUCCUGGGCACCCCUGGCACUGCUGGGCUGCUCCUGCUGGACAGCAGCCCAAUCAGCUGUCAAACACUCCCUAGCAGAGGACCCUGACAAGUUCAAACAUCUCUAGCCAAUCUACCAGAAGGCUGUGAGCACCCCGGCAAAGAGGGAAUUAUCAAGUAACCCAAUUGCCCUGUGUAGAGGAGCUGUCCUUUACCUGAACGAUUAUUGGCCGCCAGGCCUGGAUGCCUGGAUCAUGUUGCUGCAAGGCUUCCCCCCCACCCCUAGUCUGAGUCUUAGCUUCCUCAUGUGUGUUGGUGAAGAUCUGUAGCAGGGGCUGGACUGGGUGCUCUCCCAGGGCCUUCCUUCCCUAACAACAUUCUCUAGUUCAUUUUUCACCUUUCGACGCCUUCUGAUGCAGAAACGGUUAGAGAAAAUGCUCAGAGCCAUGGCUGGAAUCAGGCUAUUGUUCCAGCAAGAAGUCAGGCAAUGCUGGGCUGUGGGUGCAGGGCUUCCCAGCAACUCUGAAUCCCAGCCCAAGCUUGCUGGAGCAUUUUGUGUCAGGAAAAAAAAAAGGCUCAUUAGUUGCAGGGUUGCUGGGACAACUCUGGAGAAGCGAGGGAGACAAACAAGGCUGAGUAUUCCCCCAAAGCUUCAGACCUCCUGGGGCAAAGAAAGGAAGAAACAUUUCCAAAGAAAGAGAGGGGAAGGGUGGGGAACACUGGGUCCCAUCUGUUCUGGGGAAAUGGCAGCUUAGAGCCAGAGGAGAGGGUGGGAGAGUUCCUGAGGAAACUCUCACUAGUUUGCCAGACUCACUGAGCACCAGGUGUUCCCAAGGGAGGGUCAUCGGGCAUGAAGACUGUAUGCCCUAAAUCAGGGGUAGGGAACCUGUGGCCUUGAGGCCACAUGUGGCCCUCUAGGUCUUCAGGUGCAGCCCCCUUUGACUGCGUCCAAGUUUUACAGAACAAAUGCUUUUAUUAAGGGGAUUUGCUCUGGGAAGUUUGGACUCAAAGGGCCACACCCGAGGACCUAGAAGGGCACAUGUGGCCUGGAGGCUGCAGGUUCCCCACCUUUGCUCUAAAUGUCUGGGGCUCUACCAAACAUCAAUUUGGGGAAAGAAGGCUCAAUCUGGAGGCCCAGAACCUGGAUUAGAAGUCUGCUCUAUUGCUUGGCUACAAUGACUUAGCAAGUAUGGUCCCCUCUCUGGGACUGAGGGUUGUCCUCUGAAAGAAAAUAAAUUGAAUGUGGUAGCUGCAUGUUAUGACAACCCCACAUCUCAUGUGCUUAAUUCAGUCCAAUUCAGCAAAUGUUUAUUAAGUGUUUACCACGGGCCAGGCUCAAUGCCAGGCUCAGAGGGGAUGCAGAAACCAAAAAAUGAGACUUGCCCCCCUGCCCUGCAGAAGCUUGCAGGGGAAAAGAAAGAAAACAGUACAGGCACCUAGAUAAGGAGAUACAAAUACAUAGAAAGCAAACACAGACUAUUUACCAACCAAAUGCAAAAUGCAAAGUAACUUUGGAGGAGAACGGGAAGAGCUGAGAGAGCCUGAGAAAGGCCUGAGUUGCUGUGCUGGGAACUGGGCAGAGUGAGUCUGGAGAAGGAAGUGGGUGUUGUGGGCUUGGCUUGGUUCUGCUUGGUACCUGAGGGAAGGACCCAGAACAGGCCUGGGCUGGGGUGGGGAGGGGCCAAGAGUAGCAGGUGGUGGUUUUUUUUUCUUUAUGUCAGGAAAAACUUCCUAAUGAUUGGAACUGCCUAAGAUCAUGGGCCUCCAACUGCAGCCCAGGGAUGGAGAUGAGGCCCUGGGAAUUGUGAUUUGCACCAGAGACAGAAUUGGAACCCAGGCCCUCAGACCCCAGCCACCACAUCACACUGGCACUUGUAAGCAAGGGGACAAGCCCUCAGGAUACACAAGUUGAGCUUUUCAUUCCCUCUUCCCUGGAAUAAAGGGUGUGGCCAGGUGAAUCAACCUGGAUAAUCUCAGAGGUUAUAAGGAGGAAUUCUUUGUUUGGGAUUUAUCUGAGGUCAGGGGUUAAC